AUGUAUCACACUGUGGUUAGAGCCAUGUAUCACACUGUGGUUAGAGCCAUGUAUCACACUGUGGUGAGAGCCAUGUAUCACACUGUGGUUAGAGCCAUUGAUGCGGAGCUGGCAGAGCUACAAUCUGGUCUUAUAGCCUUCUUCGACAUGGCACUUGGGACGUAUCUAUUGUACCCUUUCGAACGAUGCCAGUAUCGGGAUGUCCUACAUGACACCAAUUGGAAAACACUCGGGAGUGUGUAUGGUGCAGAGCAUCUGUUGCGCUUGCUCUCUGUGCUACCGGCGCUGAUAGACGAGCAUGACUUGGAGAAGGAGCAGAAGAAUCCGCUCGUCAAUUACUGCACGGAUCUUGCGACGUAUCUAUCGUUGAAUAUCGACACUUUGUUUGUGAAGGAGUACCACAACGUCAACACAGCGUACACCCGGCUGUCCACCACGAGCUGA
This is a messenger RNA of Sphaeroforma arctica JP610, 444 nucleotides long. RefSeq lists its product as hypothetical. NCBI's taxonomy places the organism in Eukaryota, Ichthyosporea, Ichthyophonida. Gene Ontology annotation, cellular component: NuA4 histone acetyltransferase complex; nucleus. Bases 1 to 444 code for a protein of 147 amino acids. The transcript has 3 exons. Gene Ontology annotation, biological process: regulation of DNA-templated transcription; chromatin organization. The record is from RefSeq and is a predicted model, not a curated record.